Messenger RNA from Iphiclides podalirius (scarce swallowtail), 1455 nucleotides. The record is from the annotation of a GenBank genome assembly. NCBI's taxonomy places the organism in Eukaryota, Metazoa, Arthropoda, Insecta, Lepidoptera, Papilionidae.
AUGGCGGUUGAUGGUGGACACAUCCAUCAACCGGUGGAAAAUUCUUCGUACGCAGCAGCUUUGAAGCUACCUAAGGGAGGGAGUGCUGUCCCGUUCCCAACACGAACUGGCCCGAUACUGGCUUUUUACCCGACGGAGGAGCACGCUCAGGCCUUAAAAUCCACCGAUGACACAAAGGCCGCUCUAAAGAAGGCCAUAAAACCAGGGACACUGGGAAACAGGGACACGAGCUGCAGGCACUGUGCCGUGGCGUCGGUGCAUCUAGCGGAUGGCAGAGAAACUGUGCUGAUCUCAGCCUAUUUCCAGUACGCUGAGCCUAUCGGGCAGCAUAUCAUGGAGGUCGAAAGAGCAUUAGACCACCUAGCAGGCAGGAGUGUAGUUAUCGGCUUGGACGCGUACGCCCACUCGCCAAUGUGGUACAGCCACCCGCGCCACUACAUCGGUAGGGGUCAUGAAGCAGAAAACCGAAGGGCUCAAAUGGAGGACUUCAUUAAUGGCAGAGGACUGAUUGUCGGAAACCGUGAGGGCCACCCGUACACCUUUUGCGGUCCCAAUGGUGUGUCCAACAUCGACUUGACCCUAACAUCCCGGGGAGCCGCUGUUUUGGACUGGCAAGUCCGCACCGGCGCUUCUAGCAGUGACCACCGGCUGCUCAAGUUCCGCAUAACCGAGCAGCACAAUUAUGAAGGGGAGCAACAUCGACCCACUGUGGACCCGCCGAGGUUUCGGGAGCGUGGGAAGUGUAAAAGGCUAGGCGGGCAACGAGAGGUUUUGGUAGGCAACGCUUUUCGUGCAGCUCGCAGGAGAUAUAGGGCCAUGAUGGAGGAGGAGCAGCACAGUCACUUCCUGCGUGUGGCCGACAGCGGCAAUACUGACCUCUGGGGUCAGGCUUACCGGAUUGCCAGCGGCAGAGUCCAUCCUCCUGCUAAUGUCGUUAACGGUGUAGAAUACGCCGGGGCCCGUGCAGAGAGUGUGGAGGAGGCGGCGGGGGGCCUGCUGAGGGCUCUCUGUCCGGACGACGACGUGUCUAAGGAUGAGAUAUUCCACAGACGGCUGAGAGCGAGCGGGGUACUGAAACUCCGGCUUGAAUUGGCUGGGGCCAGCCGCCAUGGAAACCGACGAGGACUCGGACCUACACCUCCUCGCAGUCACGUGGAGGUCACCAAGACACGUGCCGGCACCUCAGGAGGCGAAAAGCGGACCCUGCAGUCACCGAAGGAAGUUGGCACGAACCCGCAAAAACCCAGAAUGGAGCUGCGAACGUGCCGUCCUACUACCCCGGCUCCCACCCCCCCUAUUGGUGCGACAUCCUCUGGCGGAGUACCAAUUCCGGACACACAGGGUACGCAUGGUCAGGAACUGGACACGGGGUUGGAGAAAAGCUCCAAAAUGGCGCGAAACAACAUGCAGGCAAUAAUGGGUAUUGUUACUGGACCCCAGUCGAGCAUAUUGGCA